AUGAAUGAGUCAAACAUCUCACAGUACUACACUCAACUGCAUGAGUUCCUGCGAUGUGAGGAGCACAAGAUCAAGCGGCCACUGAUCAAUGAGCGAGAGGAGACCGAGAAAAAGGUGGAGUUAUUGCUCGAGGAGAUCAAAUUCAUCAACUUUGUCAAGUCAAGCGCUGCUAGUUGUCGUGCUGGUGCUGGCGGUGAGGACGUACCAAGUCCAGGCUCAAUGGACAGUGGACAACUACUCAAUGAUCAUCAUCUGUGCUCAAAGAGAAAGUACGACGAAAUGGAUAGUGACGAUAGCAUCGACUAUGAUGACGAGGGCAACAUACACAUGAACAUUCAAUCAAUACUGGACUCUAUCAAGUCGAUACAGAGCGUCGAUCAAUUUAUCAAUGUCAACAAAAACACACUGUUCAAGGUAGGUGGCGGUCUGAUGGCAAGACGUCCAAUCGAGUUCAUGUCAAUGAUGGGCAAGUGUUUGGAAAUACGUGCCGCCAACGAAGCGCUCAAGCCACCAACGCCAUACGAGAUCACUCUUCAUGAUAUCAAACAGACCAAGAACACAUUGGCCAGUCUCUACGAGCUGUAUCAUGAGUAUGACAGUCGUAGUCACUCAACCGCAAUGAUAUUCACCACCGGCGAGACUGGCAGCUAUAUAUUGGACGUGGCCAAGAACAAAUGGACAAAGAUUGAGGAUGACUCUACUCGUCGAGUACAGCCUCUCAACUCUGUGGUGGCAGCUGGUUCAAACGUCUAUGUUUUUGGUGGCGUGGACUUGGACACCUACGGUUGUUUGUCACUGGAUGACCUCAAGUGGCAGACACCAUUGCCCAUUACAACUGGGGAGGGUGGCUCGGGAAUAUCAACAUGCUUUGAUGGCCAGAAGUACAUCUAUUUGAUUGGCGGCAGUCACAACAAGAACAACCUAUCGCGAAUCGAUCGCUUCAAUGUACACUCCAAGAAGUUCCGUCGUGUUGGUGACAUUGGUCAGGGACGCGUUGGCUCCCUAAGCUUCUUCCACAAGGACCAAGUGUAUAUAGUUGGCGGUUUGCGUCGCCAGUCCGAUUGGCGAUCGAUCUUGGCGUUCAACACCAAGACACUCAAGGUAUCAACGUUCAUGGAGGACGUUGGAUUCAAGGAUUGGAUCGUCGGUUCAUGUUUUGACGGCACGGAUCUCAUCUACAUCCUGGACAAGGCAAAGAACUUAUUCAGCAUCUCAAUCUCAACAAAGCAUCGCAAACUGUUGGCAGUGGCACCAUUCCAAUCGGAUGCAAUCUGCUCCGUCGUAUUUGUACAGAACACACAAAGUGCCGAAUGCAAAGGAUUAUUAUACUUCUUAUUUGGCAGCAAGAUUGGCAAUCAGUACUAUAACGUUGGUAAUGAUAGUUGGGCCAAGGCAGACGACAAUGACACUGUACCCUGUCGUAUUGCCAAUGGAUCAGCUAGAUUCAUGCUGUCGGACUCACAACAACAACAACAACAACAACAACAAAUAACCGUUACUCACUUGGACUGA
Molecule: messenger RNA, 1512 nt
Organism: Acytostelium subglobosum LB1
Lineage: Eukaryota; Evosea; Eumycetozoa; Acytosteliales; Acytosteliaceae
Exons: 1
Coding region: 1-1512 (503 amino acids)
Molecular function (GO): protein binding
Source: RefSeq, a predicted model, not a curated record